Messenger RNA from Penicillium salamii, 1512 nucleotides. Lineage: Eukaryota; Fungi; Ascomycota; Eurotiomycetes; Eurotiales; Aspergillaceae. The record is from the annotation of a GenBank genome assembly.
AUGGCGUCUCGGGGAGAGGGGGCGCCGACCCUGUUUGGAGGGGCGCGUUUCUGGUUAGCUCAAACCGUUCCCCAGAGGACGAGGUUCAGGGAAGACAUACAGAAACAUGGAGGCUUCGUGGUUCUGAUGGAAAAAGACGCGGAUGUCAAGCUUGUGGACCAUAAGAGAAAGAAUCUCCCACAAAACACAUUCUCAUAUCAAUAUGUGGAACGUUCCAUCGCGAAUGGCCAACUUGAAGAUCUAGAGGCGCAUCGGUCAGGUCCCUCUGCAACACGGCCUAUGGGGGCAACAAAUAUCCCUACAAAAGGCAAAAGAUCAGUCUUCACACUGAAAGACGAUCAAAUUGUAUACGACUGGAUUCAUCACUUUGCAAAGAGUCCAGGGGCACCAGUCCAAGGGAACAAAUUCUAUCAAGAUUUGAGCGAAUUGUUUCCCAGUCACCCAUGGCAGUCAUGGCGCAGUCGGUACACCAAGGUUUUACAUGGGAAACCUCGUCCAGGUGGCGGAGUGCCUCUAACAUUCGACGAGAUCCUAGAAUGUGCACCAUCGCAAGGACAGCGCGCAAGGAUCUUGCCCACUCGCACAACUGAACCUACGCCCGCAGCAGCAAUGAGACCAGCAAUGAGACCAAUUGCCCCAAAACCUGCUCCGGCUCAGGCUGAAACGAGCAAUUCAAACGCAAACAUGAAGCGUAAACGUGCCUCGAUUCCUGAGACACCCAACCAACCUCGGCCUGACCUCCCUCCGAAGAGGCGAGCAGUCGAAGUACAAAUCCCUGUAUUCAAGGGCUCUCCUUCACGUCGACCCCCUCAACCACAGCCCUCGCCAACAAUUACAGCAGCACCAUCCCGCAGAAAUGACUCAGAAAACAACUCAUCUACCGAUUUUUCAAGCUCAAGCCCUCAAACAGGUCUUGGGAUCACGGAAAUCCCUCCUCAAACUGCUCGGACACCAAUUUCUCACCCCUUGAAUCGACCAACAAUUGAACGCCCAGAAACUACAAAAGAGUUACCAAAACUACCCCGCCCACCAGGCGAUAAUGCAUUUGCCCAAUUAGCCCGAUUCAACCAACAACCAACAAAGCCCAGACAACCAGUGAGGGAUCCUCUCAAGGAUCCUAUCGAUUCUAUCGACCCAGGUUUCCUGGAACUGCCUUUCCCCCCGCCUAGUCCGGAACCAGAAGCAACUGACGACGAUAUUUCCGAGAUUCCCGAUAUCGAUACUUGGAUGGACGAACGACUGGCUCGAGGCGUGAACGAGACCCAUAUCUUCAAUGCUUUGGCAUGCACAAGUAUGGACCCAAUGAUGGCCGACAAAAUACUCAAACACCUCGGUGCUGGCAAAGGUAUCCCACGGAACGUGCGCGGAGUCUGGACAGCAGAGGACGAUGAAUGUUUCCAAUCAGAGGAGUAUGCAAAAGUACAGCGUGCACUCUCCAAACAUGGCGCCGAUGCCUACAAAGCCAGAUGGGAAUACUUCCGCGGGGCUCGAGAAUCAGGGUUUAUUGAAUGA